Molecule: messenger RNA, 1437 nt
Organism: Lodderomyces elongisporus
Lineage: Eukaryota; Fungi; Ascomycota; Pichiomycetes; Serinales; Debaryomycetaceae
Exons: 1
Coding region: 1-1437 (478 amino acids)
Biological process (GO): regulation of transcription by RNA polymerase II
Cellular component (GO): nucleus
Molecular function (GO): DNA-binding transcription factor activity, RNA polymerase II-specific; RNA polymerase II cis-regulatory region sequence-specific DNA binding
Source: RefSeq, a predicted model, not a curated record
AUGUCUACAAAGUCGAACCAAAGCAGUUCGUUACAACAACAGCAGCAGCAGCAGAAUUCACCAAGCAUUCCAACUGAAACUACAAAAGCCAUUUUUUCCAACACUAUGUUUUCUCAAACCCAGCCAAGCUUUGGCACCAAGAUUGACUACUCACAAGCACUGGCAUUUAACGCUCCAUCGUCGAGCCAUACUAUUCACUACCCACAACAAUAUUCACAAAUCCACCAACAAUACCAACAGUACCAACAAUUGCAACAACCACUUUUUCCCUUACAAGGAUCAGGAUCACAAUCACAAGCACAAUCACAAGCACAGUCACAAGCACAAGUACAAACACAAGCACCAGCAUCAAAUAACUUGUACAAUGCGCAAUUCUACCACAACGAUAACUACCUUCUUCAAGGAUCGCCUGCUUUGCAACUGAAUCCUUCCUAUGGACAAUUCCCUAGUGCUGUUGCACCUUCUCAAACUACACAGCAUAAUGAUAUCGGUCUUCAACCACUGCAAAGUACAUCAUCAAUAUCAAUAGAGAGACCAUAUGCAAUGACUUCAAUCACGCUUGACCAAACAGCCAAUUCUAUGCACUCUUUACCUCCAAUUGUCCCCUUUCAAGGAUUAGCCUCUAUACUGCACCCACAGCAACAACAACUGCAACAACUGCAACUGCAGCAAGAACAUAAUCAAUAUCAAAUGACAAAACACUCAAAUUCCUCACCCUCGAUCCCCGUUGCUUAUUACUCAAGAGGCAUAGAUGGCCAAUACUCAAACAUCUAUGACUCUACAAGGUACUCAGCAUCCACCACCCACAAUACAAACACAAUGGGUGGAAACGGUGGGGUGAAUUUGAUCAAUGAUGGUGGUUUUGAGCCAAAGAAGAAUCGAAAACGACGCCAAGCUACAUCCACCUUACAUUCAAUGACCCCAGAAACAGCAGAAAGAAACAGAUGUCGUCUUUGUGGCAAGCAAUUCAGGCGGCCUUCAUCGCUACAAACCCACUACUAUUCUCAUACAGGUGAAAAAAUAUUCAAAUGUCCUUGGAAAGAAUGUGGUAAAUUGUUUUCCGUGAAAUCCAACAUGACUAGGCACUAUAAAUUGCAUGAGCGCGAUUUGCAAAGAGCUCAUGAAUUCAAAUUACAAAGCCAGAAUCCACAACUUAUGAACCAUUUGGAAGUACACAGCAACACCCCCAACCGAGGUGUUGCUGGAACUAAUACUGUUGGUAAUGCAGUAUCUACAGGAUCUGAUAUCGCAGUCGGUGGACUAUUACAUUCAUACCCUUUGCAGCAGCAAAUUCAGCACCAACAGCAACACCACCAACAAAACCAACAGCAACAAAACCAGCAGCAACAACAUCAUCUAUAUCCAUCUUAUGCUCAAAUCCAAAACCCCACAGGUCAUUCUUUAGAUAAUGUGCAACAAAGAAACUCACUUCCUUAA